GCAAUUUGAAUAGUGGCGGGAUUUCGUUCUUACAGCGCUACCUUGCGUGUAAACUCGUAAACGUCAGUGAACAAAGAGAGGCAGCAGCCACUACCGAAAUUAAGGUUGUGUUCUAUCUCUGUUCGAUGAACGCGUACGUUUUAUGUGCGAACGGGACGGCGCCAUCACUUUGGCCAUCAAUUCAUAACCAUCUUUCUUUCUUGUGCAACUGUUUCUCGUCGGUCGUGUUCUAGGAUCAAGUGCGAACGCAGGAUGGACGCCAUUCGUGCGAGAUAAAUUGUGAUAAAUUGUGGCAUCGCUCGCGUAGCGACAGGCGAAGGCGUGCGGAGUGGCGAGUGGAGACAGUGCGUGCAUCAGUGGCGGGCGUGGAGUAUGCUAUAUGUGUAACUGGUGUCGGGGCGUCCGGGUGGCCUCGGUGCGCGGAGAGUGCGGAGAGCGCGGAGAGCACGGAGAGCGGCUCGGGCGAGGCGGGCCGCGCGGACCAUGGCGGGCGCGAGCUGAUCGGGCGGCCGCGGCGUCCGCUCGCGCUCCGCCGGCCCCAUGCGAGCGCCGGAGGGUUUAUGGGUAUCUGCGUGAGCUGCCGGCGCCGCGACCGCAAGGCACCCGAGAAGCGUUGGGUGCCGGCCACGGGCGGGCCCGCUAAGGGCGCGGCGGCAGAGCUGCUCCCGCGGCGCUGGCCCCUCACAGCCAUGGCCAACUCCAUCUCCAACAUCAAGAUGACCAACCCUAUCAAGGGCAUGGUGAGCAAGCGCCGCAUCCGCUACAUGAAGGACGGUUUCAAUUUGGACUUGGCAUAUAUAACGGAGAGGCUGAUAGCGAUGGGGUUCCCGGGGGACAAGUUCGAGGGCGUGUACCGGAACCACAUCGACGACGUGUACAAGUUCCUGGAGCAGAUGCACAAGGGGCACUACAAGAUAUACAACCUGUGCGCAGAGAGGACAUACGACCACCACAAGUUCCACGACCGGGUAAAGCGGUAUGAGCUGGUGGACCACGCGCCGCCCGGCAUCACCCAGAUCCAGGAGUUCUGCGAAGACGUGCACCUGUGGCUCAACGAGGACCCGCGCAACGUCGCCGUCGUGCACUGCAAAGCCGGCAAGGGGCGGACAGGCACAAUGGUAUGCUGCUACCUGCUGUACUGCGGGCAGAAAGAGACGGCAGACAUGGCGUUGCAGUUUUACGGGCACAAGAGGACACAUGACAAAAAAGGCGUGACGAUUCCCUCGCAGCGGCGCUACGUAGACUACUACGCGGCGAUGGUGCGCGGCGGGCUGUCGUACCGCGCCACGCGCGUGCACGUGCGCGAGCUGCUCAUGUCGCCGCCGCCCGCGCUCACCAGCUCGCAGUGCACGCUCGAGGUCACCGUCACGCAGCCCAAGCCCAACCAGCCGUUCAAGGCGUCGCUGGGCUCGCACGAGCUGCGGCGCGAGGGCGGCGCGGGCGCGGCGUCGGCGCGCGUGUGCGCCGCGGUGUGCACGCCGCUGGCGGGCGACGUGCGCGUGGACGUGUACUGCAAGCCCAAGAUGAUGCGCAAGGAGCGCCUGUUCCACUUCUGGUUCAACACGUUCUUCGUCACGGCCUGCGUCGGCGCCGAGCCGGUGCCCGCGCCGGACGACAGUCCAAACCUCGAGACGUUCAAACUGACGCUUGACAAAUGGCAGUUGGACGACGCGCACAAAGACAAGCAACAUAAAUUGUAUAGUCCAGAUUUUAAGGUGGAACUAAUAAUCCAAAAGCAGCCGGAGUCGUCGACGUUCAGCGGGCACUCCGCGCGGGCCUCCUCGUCGCUCUCGUCGUGCGCCUCCUCGGGCUCCGAGCCGGACACGGAGCCCGACGCCACCUGGGACUCCGGGGCGGGGUGCGAGCGCGUGGGCCGCUAUCGCCCGCUGUCGCCAGAGAACAGCGCACACACGUGAAUCCACGUAUCUGUGACGGUGACACGUGGGAUCUGGCCUCCGACUUCUUUAAAUCCCCGCUUACCUCCCCCUCCGAUAAAUGUGGCGAAGGCUUAAAACCACCAAAAAAAAAAAAAAACUUUUGAAUCCCUGUAAGACUAUCCUCCGAGCCUUUACCGUAGUGACAUGUAACGGACAACGUAGUGAUGUGUGUUUACGACGGUGUGUAGAUAUUAUGGAUUUUUUAAAUAAUUAAUUCUGCGGGUUGUGCCCUUGCCCCGGUGGACUGUAUAUUGAUUAUAUGAAAAACGAUCGGAUUCUAAUAUUUGGAUGUGAUUAACUCGAGUGUUUAUACUAUGUGAAUGAUUCGAACGGGUAUCGCCGUGCCGCGGUUUUUUCGACGUCGUAUUAUUUCGAGUCCCGGUUUUUGAUUCCAAGUUGAGAGGUUACGCUAUGGUUGUUUUUAACGCGCGUAGUACUACCCCUUUACUUUUAUAUAUUAAUUCUUCUUUUAAUAAAAAUGUUGUUUAAUCAUUUUUAAAAGUAUGAUUGUAAAGGCCGUGACAGAUGUACAAUUUUAAUAGCGACAUUUUCUUUUAAUUUGUGACUUGAAAUUAUAGCUGCUUAUUUCCUUUAUUGGCACAUAAAAUACCAUUAGGUACUAAAAAAAAAAAUAUAUUUUUUUGAAAUAGAAACAAGCUUAUGCGAUGGUUGGGAAUAACCCUUUACUGGGCAACGGUAAUCGGAGUCGAAGUCUAUGGUUAUUAUUGCCUUAUUUUCUUUAAAUAUCUUUUAACCAACCCUAAACAUAUUAGGGUUGGUUUAAUUUUUUUAGAGGCAUGCUUAAACUAUGCUCCGGUUUUAUUUUAACAUUCAAAAUAUCAUAUUGAACUUUAUGUCCACUCUUUAAAGUUCAAACUUGUGUGUAAUUAACUAGUAGUGUAAACAUAAAGCGCCGGAUAGCCAUAGCCAAACCAUUAUCAUGUUGGUGUCAAAAUGUCCGGGCCUUUUUAACACUAGUGUGGUAAAUGUUACGUUAACGCACGCACGUGUGUAAUAUGUGUGUCACGUGUCAUUUAAAUUUUGGGGAUGUACAACUACCGAUUUUUUUCAUUAUUUUGUAAAGUUAUUAACCAUUUUAAAAAUCUUUUUGUACAAGGCAGAUAUUCACUUUUUUCUCUUUAAACUGCUAAAAAGCUUGAGUAAAAACUUGGUAUGAUAAUAUAAUAACUGAUGGUGAUUGGUCACCUGUUAAAUGGACUCGAAUAUAGUGCUUUGAUAAAUUUAGAACGCGGCUAGAGCGUUCUACGGUCAGAGACGUAAAGGUGGCUUCAUUCAUCUUUCAUGUCUAAACUUCAUUUAGUGGCAUUGUAAACAACGAAAGUUAUUUAAACAAAUUAUAACUAAAUAUUGUCUACGAUGUCGAUUUGUGGUUUCAGGAAGUGUGAGAAGUAUAUAUAAAUUUAUGUGUGCGUUCAUUUUCAAUUCGGAUCACUUUUUGCGUUGAUUUUGUUUUUUUUACAAGCACUAUUUUGAUUUUCUAUACAAGCAUUAUUGAAACUUAAGUUCAAUCAAGUUUGACUAUUUGUAGAUUCUACCACCAUUUAUGCUGUUAUGCUGAAAAUACCCUUCAAUAAAUUCAACAGUUCAAAAUUUCUUCUGUACUCCUAAUAUCAUUAGCAACCCAUUUUCGACUCACUGUUAAGCACGAGCCUCCUAUAAUAUCUAUAAUAAAGUGAUAGAUUCCAUAAUUUCUUUUGACAAACAAUUUAAAACUAAAUGACCCAGUGUUUUUUGUGCAAUGUUUUCAAUUUGUCUUUAAUUUUUUUCGAUUUUGGAUUUUCGUUUGCUAUAUGAAUAUCCCUUGUAUUAGAGCAAACAAAAAAAAUUAUAUUUUAAUCGGUAUCACCCCCAAAAUGUAAAUAAAACGUGAUAUUUUUUACUAUCUCCACCGGUACUCAAGGUUCGCCUUCGAGUACGGUCACAACUUUUAGUAAUAAUGAUAUAAAAAUGUAAUUUAACAGCAAAUCUUAUGACUGAAUAAGAAGUACAUUGAUUAUUUUUAAAACGCGGUAUUUUUAUUACGACCCUUCUCUUGGUUAGCUGUGUUAAUUUUUCUUGUUUUUUUUUAUAUUGACCCAAAAAGUAACUGCAUUGAAUGCAGUCUGGUUUUUAUUAGGAGACUACGUUUUUAAAAUCUAUUGUCGAUUGUACUCUAUGGUCCUAUGUAUAUGUAUUGCCGAUUGAACGAGAAAUCCUUUCAAUAUUUAAUCGUAGACGAAGUAUAAAUGGACCACUGAUUAGUGUGCCGUUGUCAGUCAAAAGAUAUUAGAUUUUGCUGUGAUUUUUACAUAGCAACACGAACACACUACACUCAACAAUGACACUUGCUAUGCAGACCUCAAGGUCGGUCGCAAGGUCGGUUCGUUGAUGACACUUCCGUGAUAUGCGGGCGACGGGGAGAAGCCUGCGCGGGUCGGAAGUCGUACGCGCGGGGCAGAGGGAAGGACUGCGCGGAUAUGAAGUCGUGCGAGCGAGGUAUCGCUAACCCCCUACCCCGAUAACCCCGAGGUAUCCCCUCCCGGCCCGCGCGGACCAUCGGGAGUGUUACAGACGAAUUUGCCAAGCUAUAAUGGAGAAUAUCUGCAUGCAUAAGUUGUUUUCUUAUUUUAAAUAAUUGCGAGGGAUGCUAUCAAUGCGUCUAUUUACUUCUCUGUCUGCGAACCGAAUAAAAAAAUAUUAUAAAAGAUUUCAAGCUGCUACAGAGUUCAAUUCCAAGAGAGUCUAUUGAACCAUAGACUACAUUUAUUUUUUUUUAGUGUUAGUCGCCGAGUUCUUGGCAAUAUAUUUUUAAAAACAUAGUCUGAUAUUUAUUUUACUGUGCAUGUCUAUUUGGGAAUAGUUAGCCAGUGUCAGUCACGACAGCGCGUUGUGAGAUUCAUGCCUGUAGGCUUUCGGAAACAUUUAAAAUGUGUCAAAAUAAUGAACCUUAGAAGGGAGUCCUCGACCGCGUGUUACAGGGGGUGAGGGGGUUUUGCCAACUGUGGAGAGAGUAGUAAUAUGUGCCGCAUUUAUUCAUUACUAGCUGACGCUGCGCGGUUUUACCCGCGUGGUUCUCGUACCAGUAGGAAUACGGUAAUAAUAUAUAGCCUAUAGCCUUCCUCGAUAAAUGGGCUAUCUAACACUGAAAGAAUUUUUCAAAUCGGACCAGUAGUUCCUGAGAUUAGCGCGUUCAAUCAAACAAACUCUUCAGCUUUAUAAUAUUAGUUUAAAGGCUCCUUCCUCUUAGGGAAUAGUCCUGGAUGAACAAAUCGGAGAUAUUGGAGUGUGGCAUAAUUUUGAAAUCUGGACAUUUUUUUCUCUCUCUCUCAUCAUACCUCGCACCUCGCACAAGGACGAUGACUCGGUUAUAUGGUUUGCUUAUAGACACAUUUGAAUUUAUUACCAGCAAGCUUUCAGUUUAUUUUUAAAGUGAUUUCAACAACAUUAUAAAUAUUUUUAAAGGCGAAUCGCAGAAUAGGCAAUAGAGGGGUGCCGUGUAUGAAAACAGAGGAGAGAGAGAAAGGUCUUUCAUUUAUUUAUAGGCACUUGUGUAGCCUCUCGCUCCCUUCUGUUGUCAGACCCCGUACCUCUGUCUUGCGAGGGCGAGGUCUCGAUUAUAAAGGUGAUGGUCCAUUUUAGGUCCACUCUUGUACUCCGUAUCAUUAAAAUUUAAAAAAUACCAGGAUUUUAUUAAAAUCUAAAUGAGUGAAUAAAUAUAACUAAAUAAAAUUAAAAGCCAAGUUUUUGAGUUAUCAAGAUGGCGCCCUUACAACAACUAUGACAUAACAAUUGACAGCAAACGUUUUGACGUUUUUCAAUGCAGUAGUCGAUUUGUCGACUACUGCAUUGAAAAUGUCAUCAAUCCGCCAUUAUUACACCUAAUAGUGUUGCAUUUCUUGGGAGAGAAUGAAUAUUAUUUCGAAAGAUUUGAAGUAAAUUCUUAAUUUGUAUAAUCAGAAAUAGUUAAAAAAAAUUAUUUUACUUUUAUUUCCGCCAGGGCGCAAUGACUCGACUCCAUAGAAUUUUGAACAAUCUCCUUUUUCUAAGUAAAUGAAAAAAGAAAGGUUUCAUACCUGAAAGCUUCAAAAUUUUUUUUUAAAUGUGGUAUAUAUCUUUAUAGGAGUACCGCGGAACUGAGCCUACCCCGCAAAACAGGGGAUGCGGUUUAUGACGACAGGGGAGAGCUACAGAGGUGCCGCAUUCUUCAUUGACUCGUGCCAGGCGAGAGUCUCCCCCCUGUCGUCAUACCCCGCACCCCUUGCGAGGGCGAGGUCUCAGGUACGCUUUGCCUAAUCUUCACGGCUUGAUGAAUAUACAGGGUGCUCGGUAGUAGUAAUUUUUAUAACUUCAAGUCCACUUAACCGAACUGCAUAGCUAAUUUUUUUUUAACUCAAAAACAAAAACUUUUUAUGUUUUCAUACAAAGUAAUUCAAAUAAUUCCGACUAUACAUGUAACACACGCCUUUAUUUAUCCUUGCAUUUUAAAAUACGUAAUAGUAUGUGUAAGACUGUCGAUAUCGUCGAGAUAUUGCAACUGGCACUCCGCAUUUCACUAGUAAGCUACUUCGUGAUAUUUAUCAAUGACUAAGUAAGUUUGACUAGGUCACAAUAUAAGGAUGCGAUAUAUAAGAUGCAAUUUAAGAUCUAUUUACAAAAGAAAUAUUUUAUACCCCGAAAAUAUUCAAUUUAGAACACAAGUUCCUUAGACAUUUUUAAUUAUUUUUCCUUAAAGAAUAUAACCCUACAGUAAUGGGAAAUACUUCCGAGCACCCUGUAUGUCCGAGAUAAUUCUAACUGGACAAUUUGCAUGGAAGUUUGUACAUUGAAUAAAUUAUUUUACUCAAAACUUUUUUGGACGAUAAUCUGAUUUUUGUUAUGGCAAUAAUAUAUCUCUCUCUCUCUCUUUAGCUGGGCCAGUUUUAAAUUUUAAUUUCUGUAUUGACCCGAACAGAGAAUUGAACCCGGAUCGUCCGCUGAAAGUCCUAAUUUUUUCGAUAGAAUCUUUACACUGUCAACGCAAAAACAUUAUAAGUUUUUGUUUGAACGUUGGCCAUUGUUCUUUCCUUCAAGGUACAUUAAUUAAACAUACAAAUCAAAUUCAAUCAUCAGUUGUUCAUAAGGUCUCGUGUACACGUACAAAAUGUUAGAUGAAUCAUUUACUUUUGUAAAUUGGACCUAACUCGGACCUCAGUAAAUUUUUUUUUUUCAUAAUUUUUUUUUAAAGUUAAUAACAUUUCAAUCUACCUACUACAUCUUUUGGCACCCGUUAAAAAAAUUUAAACUGUUGAUAACCACUGGAACAUUGUUGAAUGUAAAGGGCCUUUGCGUCUAAUGUGGUCAAAAAAAUGUGAUUUUGUUUCAACUUUAUUGACGAGAGCUGUUUGUACAAUGUUUUAUAGUAUUUUACAAAACUUGGUCAGUAUUCAAUAAGGUUGAUCGCACAUUGCAGACAUUAUAUCAGGAGCACACAACAUUUUUAAUUUAUUUGCUAUUUCGUCAAGUGCGUUUUUUAAUAAAUUAUAACGAAUGCGUCUUUUUACUGCAGUGUGCGAUCAACUAUUCAUGUAUAAAUAUACUGACAAGUAUAUUUAAGUUUCAAGAGUACAAAGAUACGACUUCGUUUAUAGAAAUGUCCACUCAUGAAGGCGUGACACUGUGUAUGUGUGAUUUAUUUUAUAAAAAAAUUGGCUCAUAUUCUAUUUUAAAAAAUGUGGUAUAAAUAUUUAUUUGAUCACAGUUCUCAGUUUCAUAAAAGUGAAAGUACAGGUUACUUGUGAAAUGUCUGAAAAGCUAAUUCUGUACCAAAAAUCAUCAAAACUGGUUCGGCUGUUUUGGCAUAAAUAAAUAACAAUUAAACAUGGCUAUUAGCACAUUUGCAUACAUACACAAUAGUACCGAGUGCCUAAAUGAGUAAGCAUUACUAAGUAUAAUAUCAUGUAGCCAAAAUAUCGACAUGUUAGUCAUAUUUCUCGGGAAAUAAAUGUUUUUUCUUUUUAUUAGUUGCGUUGUUGAAAGAUAGUUUUACUAAUUUUCUAUAGUUAAUUUGGUUUAAUGCUAUUUUAGAAUUACUAUGCCGUUAGGUGAGGCAGACUGUACCCACCAAAGGAUCUGAAUGUGUUGAUACGCUAAUGUCGCCUAAAAAUAUGCACUUCAUCCUUCAGAAGGUUUCCACAUUAUCAAAUAACUAGCAUAGGUCCCGUGGUUUUGCCUGCCUUGUUUCACUUGGGAAUACGGAUAAAAUAUAACCUAUAACUCUCACAAAUAAGGUGGCUUUCUACUGAUAAAAUAAUUUUUAAAAUCGGUUCAAUAGAUCCAGAGAUAACCAACCUUACAAACUUUAUCUCUUUAGAAUAUUAUCCAAUUAUUCUCAAUCAGAUAAUCUUCACUAUACAGGGUGCUCGGGAGUCGGGGAUUACCCAUAGGUGGUGACGAGUCUACUUAAAUGGGGCCGAAUUGCAUAACUAAUAUUUAAAAAAAAAAAUACUUUUUAUGUUUUCAUACAAAGUAAUUCAAAUAAUUCCGACUAUCCAUGUAACACACGCCUUUAUCUUUGCAUUUUAAAACACGUAAAAUUUGGCUACGUCAAAAAAAUAACGAUUCGUUUUAGGCACACAUUUUAAGAUCUAUUUACAAAAGAAUAUAUUAUUUAUCCCGCAAAUAUUAAUCUUAGGGACAUAUGGUCCUUGAACAUUUUUAUUUCAUUUUCGGUAAUGAAUAUAACCCCAGAGUUGUGGGAAAAACUCCCGAGCACCCUGUUUAAGUUUUUAGUAUAAGCCCAACCUCCAAAAUAAUAUUUGAUUUGUGUAUCAUUAAAUUUAUGCACACUAAGUAACAUGAACUUAAAUUAGGCUGGGUUUUUAUUUAUUUUGAGAUAUUGGACGAACUAUACUAUCAUGACUUAAAAAAUUAAGCAAUUUAUUUAAAUAUCCGUUUACAAUAUCAGUACAAAAUGUACCAUUAUAUUUUAGUUUUAAAUGCUGCGAAUUAUUGAAUAUUAGAAACUGGAUUGUUUGAGAUAAUCUCUCAAGCAAUAUAAUUUCUAGUAUUCGUUUAGUAUUUUUAGGUGAGUUAGUGUGUCGCCACAAACUAAGUAUCUUUAGAUUUGACUUGUCCCGAAUUGGACUAAAAAAAAUUCGCAUGGAUUGAAAGAAGAUCUCAAAAAUUGCCAUCUUUUAGGCUAUAACUGUCGAUUAGUGUGACCUGUAAAAUAAAAUAUGCCAAUGUAAUUGUUAGUUUUGAGUUUUAAUUAGAUUUUCAGACCUGUUAAAUAGAUUUGGGCAUUACAAAUAAAUUAAAUUGCUUUAUGUAUUAAACCGUACAAUAUUAAAUAUAGCACUUUUUAAAUAAUAUCUUGAAAUUUUACUGUAAAAUACUUCUCAUUAUAUUUUCUGGAAGCAAUCGGGACCAAAGCAAGCUGCUGGAUUUUUUCAAAAAACAAACCUUUUUGGACACGAAAACGUAAUACAUUUAUUAUAAUACUGCUUCACUGUCUUGACUUUAUAGUAAAUUUUGGCAUCACGCAAAUUAAGUUCUUCUGACAGAAG
Bicyclus anynana (squinting bush brown) is the source of this 9481-nucleotide messenger RNA. It is a transcript of the gene Pten, whose product is annotated as phosphatidylinositol 3,4,5-trisphosphate 3-phosphatase and dual-specificity protein phosphatase PTEN. Lineage: Eukaryota; Metazoa; Arthropoda; Insecta; Lepidoptera; Nymphalidae. Gene Ontology annotation, biological process: cell motility; phosphatidylinositol dephosphorylation; regulation of phosphatidylinositol 3-kinase/protein kinase B signal transduction. Gene Ontology annotation, cellular component: plasma membrane; nucleus; cytosol. The record is from RefSeq and is a predicted model, not a curated record. The transcript is spliced from 10 exons. Gene Ontology annotation, molecular function: protein tyrosine phosphatase activity; phosphatidylinositol-3,4,5-trisphosphate 3-phosphatase activity. The coding region runs from base 561 to 1916 and encodes 451 amino acids.